Blepharisma stoltei is the source of this 1572-nucleotide messenger RNA. NCBI's taxonomy places the organism in Eukaryota, Ciliophora, Heterotrichea, Heterotrichida, Blepharismidae. The record is from the annotation of a GenBank genome assembly.
AUGGAGAGACCUCACAACCAAUACAUUCGUCCGCUUCUAACAGAUCUUUACCAAAUCACAAUGUGCUACGCUUACUGGAAAAACGGGCAUCAUAUGGACCACGCUGUCUUUGAUGCAUUUUUUAGGAAAUGCCCUUUCAAAGGCGAGUACACAGUAUUUGCUGGACUUUCUGAAGUCAUUGAAUUUCUUGAGAAUUUUAGGUUUAACCAGGAAGAAGUCAACUAUAUUCGUACCCUAAUCCCUCAUGCAGAGUCAGAAUUUUUUGAUUGGCUUCUCUCAAUUGAUGCUAGCCAGCUAAAAGUAUAUGCGAUCCCAGAAGGCACUUUGGUGUUUCCCAGAAUAAAUUUAUUAAGAAUUGAAGGACCGCUAGCUAUUGCUCAGCUCUGUGAAACUACUAUGCUGGUCUUAUGCAAUUAUGCCUCUUUGAUCACGACUAAUGCAGCAAGAUUUAGAAAAGCAGCCGGAAAAGAUAAGGUUAUGCUAGAAUUUGGCCUCAGAAGAGCUCAAGGACCUGAUGGGGCUAUGACAGCUAGUAAAUACAGUUAUUUAGGAGGUUUUGAUAGCACCAGCAACGCACUUGCAGGGAUGAUUUAUGGAAUUCCUGUCUCUGGAACUCAUGCUCACUCUUAUAUUGCCUCAUAUGUGGAUUAUAGCGACUUUAGAGAUAGAUUGAUUGAUGGACAAGAUAUUCUGCAGCUAGCUUUAGAUUACCGCCGGGAAAGCGGAUUUACUACAAACGAUGGCGAAUUAACUGCAUUUGCCUCAUACGCAAAGGCUUUUCCGAAUGCUUUUCUUGCUUUAGUUGAUACGUAUGAUACUCUAGGCUCAGGAAUUCCUAAUUUCUUAUGUGUAGCACUCGCGCUAUAUAAAAUCGGCCACAAGCCAGUAGGAAUCAGACUGGAUUCUGGAGAUCUGGCUUAUUUGUCUAUACAAGCCCGAGCCAUGUUCAAAAAAACCAGUGAAAAAUUUAACGUUCCUUUUGAAGAUCUUAAAAUCGUCGCUAGCAAUGAUAUAAACGAAACAGUAAUUCAUUCCUUAAAUGACCAAAAGCACCAAAUUGACGUAUUUGGAGUCGGGACUAAUUUAGUUACUUGUCAGUCUCAGCCAGCUUUAGGAAUGGUAUAUAAACUUGUAGAAAUCAGAGAACACCCCAGAAUAAAGCUGUCUAACGAGAAGGACAAAAUCACGAUCCCAUGCAAGAAAAAUGCCUUUAGGCUGUUUGGAGAGUCAGGGGAAGCUAUUUGUGAUGUAUUGAUGAUGAGUGAUGAAGCAGAGCCACAGGUAGGGACUAGAAUGUUAGUCAGACAUCCAUUUGAUGAAAGAAAAAGAAUGUUUGUGGUGCCAAGCAAGGUGGAAAAAUUGCAUAAGUUGAUAUGGGAUGGAAGAUUAGUUGAAAAAAUACCGAGCUUGAGCGAAGGCAGAGAAAGAUUGCAAAUGCAGAUUGAGGCGAUGAGAAAUGAUAUCACGAGAGCUAUUAAUCCAACACCUUAUAAGAUUUCGCUUUCAAGCAAUCUUUAUGAUUAUUUGCAGGAUUUAUGGAAUAGAGAAGUGCCAAUACAAGAAUUUAGAUAA